ACGGGUCACCAUGGCUAGAUCCAUUUUCACCUGCUCGUUGUUCUUCAGCCACCUGGCGAUGGCAACGGCCUUUUUGGCCUCCUCGCCCAAAGUAGCGCCCCUGUUCACAACCCAACCAUUGUCUUCCUACUCUCCCCUCAGGAGCCUCGAGCAGCGGGCACCGCGCCGCCAACAACCUCUACAGCUACCGCACGAAGCGACGAAGCGAGGGACCGGGCGUGCUGCCACUGUGGCUCGUAUGACCCCUGGGCACCACUCCCAGCAGGCUCAGGGGCGCGAUGCCCCUGAACAUGAGCGGCCUGUUGUUGCCUCGGCGGGACUGUCAACUUUCGACCCGGAAAACAGCCCGGCCCGCUUACCUUCGCGGAAGAAGCCGUUGUUCACCCCUCGGUUUGCCGCCUUGACCGCGUCUGCGCUCGCGGUGGGGCUGGCCGUUUCCGUGCUCGCCCCGGGUACUGCAUCCGCCGCAGUCAAGGCGAUAGUGGCGGGGAGCGAGGACGAGGCGCACCUGCAUGUCGGUCAGAAGGUCGCCAAGUUUUUCAGGCGCGGCGGUCUGCCGGACUGGGCGACGCUCAUGACGAUCUCGGCGAUGCCGGUGGUGGAGCUGCGCGGCGGGGUCCCCGUGGGCAUCUGGAUGGGCAUGCCGAUCGCGAAGGUCUUCGGGCUGUGCGUCGCCGGCAACAUGAUCCCCAUCCCGGUCAUCCUGCUCGCGCUGCGGUCCUCGUUCGUGCAGAAGCUGGCCAAGCCGGUGCUGGACAGGGCUAGGGAGAAGGCGGCCGGGUUCGGCGACGAGAAGAGCCAGGCCCUGGCUCUGACGCUCUUCGUGGGAAUUCCGCUGCCGGGAACGGGGGCAUGGACGGGGGCCAUGGGAGCGUUUUUGUUGGGCAUGCCGUUCCAGAAGGCGAUGCUGUCGAUCUUCGUCGGUGUUGUGAGCGCCGGCGUGAUCAUGAGCUGCCUCACCCUCGCCGGUAAGGCCGGAGCUCUCGUCGCCACGGCCGUCCUGGCGGUGUUCUGCGUGACCAACAUACUGGGAGGGGGAGAGGACGGGGGGAACAAGGCGUCCGACUUCGCGUCCAAGUGA
This is a messenger RNA of Ectocarpus siliculosus, 1081 nucleotides long. The record is from the annotation of a GenBank genome assembly. NCBI's taxonomy places the organism in Eukaryota, Phaeophyceae, Ectocarpales, Ectocarpaceae.